Capronia epimyces CBS 606.96 is the source of this 1899-nucleotide messenger RNA. RefSeq lists its product as uncharacterized. Gene Ontology annotation, biological process: DNA-templated transcription. The transcript has a single exon. Bases 1 to 1899 code for a protein of 632 amino acids. The record is from RefSeq and is a predicted model, not a curated record. Lineage: Eukaryota; Fungi; Ascomycota; Eurotiomycetes; Chaetothyriales; Herpotrichiellaceae. Gene Ontology annotation, molecular function: zinc ion binding; DNA binding.
AUGCCUCCGCCUCCGUUGGAACCACGGCCAGCGACUUCAGAAGAAUCCUUCCAUCAGGCCUCGCCGCCGCUCCGAGAGCCGACUCCAAAUCGUCGAGAUCCAGACGAGAAUGCCAAUCACCAUCAGACGACAGAGCCGCCAGUCAAGGAAUCGGACCAUCUAGCCCGUACGGCUCUCUCACGGUUCUUUCUCAACGGCGUCAGCUUCUCCAAUUGGUACGUCUUCCAAGUCGCCGACGACUUCAGACUCGCCUAUAUCGGUACACCGGUGUCGAACCUAGCACAUCUUGUCGACCUUCGACGCUCGCACAGCGUCCCCAGCCGCGACAGCCAGACCGAGCCAGGCCAAGAAACGACAGGGGACCAGCCUCCUUAUGGAGGCAUUGAGGUGCAAGCAUGGCAGCAGAUCGUUGCUACACCGACGCGCGAUCAGAGCCAACCUAGUAAUUUGCCAUUGCAUUAUCCUUACCCUCAGAUCCGACCACUCAACUCAUGGUACCCUAAGCCUCAAAACUUCCUCCACCCUUCCCAGGAUCUGGUCAAGGACCUCUCUUCAUUCCCGCAGGAAGAAGUCCGCGAGGCUCUGGUCAAGGCAUAUUUCGACCACAUCCACCCCAUCUUCCCCGUGCUGACCCCUUCGACCUUUCUGCGGCGCGACGGCUCUUUGAAAGCGUUCCCUCCCCUCCUCCUCUACCAGGCCAUCCUCCUCGCCGGCGCUCACGUCUGUACUCACCCUCGAGUGGUGAAGGAACGGUGGUUGGUAAAGUCGGUGUUGUUCCGUCGAGCGAGCAUGCUGUUCCACCUUCGACACGAAACAGAUCGACUGCAUCUCACCCAGGCAGCAUUGCUCUUCACGUGGCACAUUCAAGACGGAGACACUGUAGCAGGAGGCCCCUGGUACUGGACUGGAGUGGCGGUACGCAUCAGCUGUGGCCAGGGUGCCCACCGCCACAACUCACAGCUACCGAUGUUUGAGCGGAUCAUGUAUAAGCGCAGUUGGUGGUGUGCCUUUGUCUCCGAGGUCUUCUCUGCCCUCGAGACUGGGCGACCAUGUGCAUUUCGUGCCGAGGAUAUCGACCAGAGUCUCCCGACCCAGGAAGAAUUAGACUGGGAUCAACCUCAAGAUGCGUCGGUGCAUCAUGUCGAACCCGCGUCUGAUUCGGAAGCACAUCCAGUGCCGUCGACCAGUCCGCCGCUCAAAUACCAUGGCCAUAUCAUCGAGCUUGCCUACAUUGUGCUGGACAUCUUGACAUUGAAUGCUCCGUCCAGCACCCAGACGCUGGAUGUGCCUCGUCUAGAAGGCCGACUGGCUCUCUGGUCCCUCCGGGCCGGUCUUGCCUCCAAUCCGCGCGACGAGGAUUUCUUCACCUGUCAAUUGCGACUGUACUACAACAUGGUGGUUCUGAAUUUGCACCGCAACUACCGCACCGGCCCUCCUGCCAGCCAGACCACGUGUAGUACGGCAUCGGAGAGCAUAAUUGCGGCCUUGGAGCGGAUUGCCGCCCUGGACGCGCUCGGGCGGAGUCAUUUUCUAGCCGUGAGUGCAGUCACUGCCGCAGGCAUCCAGAUUGUGCAGGACAUCCGAUCCGCAGUCAUCACAGGGGCCUAUCUGGUGUGCCUGAACCGCUUGGAGCGACUGGCUCAUAUGAUCUACUACGCACGCAUUCUGUCUCGGUCGUGGCCCAAUGCCGAGGCCGUGUGCAGUGUCUUCGAAGGGCUGCGAAAGGACUACGAGGAUCAAGUCGCCCAAGGCCUCAACCCCAUGGACGACGACACUCACACGCCCGACGCCGAACCUGACUGGGACAGCCUCUUCGCCUCCAUGAAAGGUCCAGAAGCCGGCCGUCCCAUCACGGAAGAAGAAUGGGCGAAUCUGAUGACUUGGGCCGACUCUUUGUAA